CGGACUUGGUCCACUCGGUUACGUGUUCAUCCAACAAGAUCGUCGUGGAAGCAACCCAGCAGAAUAUUUGGCAAAAAAAAAAAGCAAAAGAAAAGGAGAGAGAGUGAGAGUGAGUGAGAGAGUUUUGCCUCCCCUUUCCCUUCUUUUCCCCUCCUCUCCCCCCAGCCGCCGAAUCAUGUCGAUGAGCCCAAAGCAUACGACUCCUUUCUCAGUGUCUGACAUCUUGAGCCCUUUGGAGGAAAGCUACAAGAAAGUGGCCAUGGAGGGGAGUAACUUGGGGGCUCCUCUGGCAGCGUACAGGCAAUCCCAGGUGGCGCAGCCGACCAUGCAGCAGCACCCUAUGGGCCAUAACGGGACGGUCACCGCCGCUUACCACAUGGCAGCCGCCGGGGUCCCCCAGCUGUCCCACACCGCCAUGGGUGGCUAUUGCAAUGGCAACAUGGGCGACCUCCCGCCUUACCAGGACACCAUGAGGAACAGCGCUUCCGCCACCGGAUGGUACGGAGCCAACCCGGAUCCCCGCUUCUCUACAAUCUCCCGCUUCAUGGGCCCUUCGUCCGGCAUGAACAUGGGCGGCAUGGGGGGCCUGGGCUCGCUGAGCGACGUGAGCAAGAGCAUGGCUCCACUGCAGAGCGCGCCUCGGCGGAAACGCCGCGUCCUCUUCUCGCAGGCCCAGGUGUACGAGCUGGAGAGGCGCUUCAAGCAGCAGAAGUACCUGUCGGCGCCCGAGCGGGAGCACCUGGCCAGCAUGAUCCACCUGACGCCCACCCAGGUCAAGAUCUGGUUCCAGAACCACCGCUACAAGAUGAAGCGCCAGGCCAAGGACAAGGCGGCCCAGCAGCAGAUGCAGCAGCAGGAGGGCGCCUCUUGCCAGCAGCAGCAACAGCAGCAGUCACCCCGCCGAGUGGCCGUGCCGGUCCUGGUCAAAGACGGCAAGCCGUGCCAAGCGGGUUCCAACGCACCCUCCACGGCGCUGCAGGGUCAUCACCAGCAACAGCAGGCGGCGGCCACCGCCAUCACCGUGGCCUCCAACGGGGCCAGCCUGGGACAACAUCCGAGCCACCAGGCCAGUAGCGCCGGGCAAUCGCCAGACCUGGGCCAGCACGCGGGAAGCAGCCCCUCCGCCCUGCAGAGCCAGGUGUCCGCCUUGUCACACCUGAACUCCUCCACCUCGGACUACGGGACGGCCAUGUCCUGCUCCACCUUGCUUUAUGGCAGGACCUGGUGAAAAGGACCGGCCGGCCCCGCCUUCGGCCGGCGCCCGCUACCCCUUUCUCCCCGAACGAGCUGACCUGCCCCCGGCCUCCCACGAGACCCCUCCCCUGACGUUUCCCUUUUCUGUUUGUUUGUUUGUUUCGGAGAGGCAAAGAGAGGAGAGGAGAGGAUGGGGCCGUUGGCUUUGGUCUCAGUCGGAGCAAAAAAAGAAGAAGAAGAAAAAAAGAGAGAGACUGCUCUCGCAGUGGCUGCCGACGGAAGCCGUCCGGAGAAGUUGAGGGCCUUGGAAGCCAUUCGGGACCGUGUACCCUCUCGGCUGACGCGGCUGACUCCAUUAGACGCUUGUAUGUACAUACACAAACAUUUGGGCGAGGGGUGGGCUUUCCUCCCCUCCUUCGGGAAAGUUAACAUCGGCACCUCUGUGUAGACACCAAGUCCCCCGACUCGGGAAAGGGAAGGAAAGGCAGCGACCCUUUGGCGCCUUAACAUCAGCUCACGAACUCGUAGCUUAUACGGUCCAUCAGAAACAGUGGACUAAAACCCAUAGUUUUUAGCAACCUGAAUAUUUUGUUGAUUUUUGAAAUAUAUGUGGAGCGAGGAUCUAUCAAACAAAUCAAAGCUUUUUCUUUUUCUUUUUAAUUUUACGGGGGAAAGCCACUUUUAAAAAUGGAUCUCCACAGAACCUUGACAUUUUGGGGCAGUU
This is a messenger RNA of Thamnophis sirtalis, 1918 nucleotides long. It is a transcript of the gene NKX2-1, whose product is annotated as NK2 homeobox 1. Gene Ontology annotation, molecular function: RNA polymerase II cis-regulatory region sequence-specific DNA binding; DNA-binding transcription factor activity, RNA polymerase II-specific. Lineage: Eukaryota; Metazoa; Chordata; Lepidosauria; Squamata; Natricidae. The record is from RefSeq and is a predicted model, not a curated record. Gene Ontology annotation, biological process: regulation of transcription by RNA polymerase II; cell differentiation. Gene Ontology annotation, cellular component: nucleus.